AUGACACUCUUCCUUCUAUCGGACAAUAUACGUAUGGCUGCAGUGGUCCUAACAAACAUAAUACGUGAUCAAAAUACCCUUAAGGUCAGAGAGUUUACCACACCCAUAGGUUAUCAGCAAAUAACUGAAGACAUGAUAUUAUCACGUAAUGAUACACGUCUAAAAUUGGUGCGAUUCAAGACGGAACAUUUACGUAGAGCUAUACCCAUGAAAGUGACCACAAAGCAUAAUUAUGGUCGCAGAUAUUGUUUCAUCGAUAUGUUGUUUGUGGGAUUGCGGAAUACAAAAGAUUUUGAUUCAGCUGAAGAGGCAGUAGAAAUCAAUGAGAUUUUAAGAAAACUGGAUACGGAUCUUAAAACUCCUUACGAGGUAUUGGCAGUGCCGCAUCGUAUAGUUUUUGCCGAAAUAUUUAUACGUUUUCGUCGUGAUUACACACCAAAUUUAAAUGACACUAACGAUCGAGAUUGGUCGGUGUCUUUUUAUAAGAUUUUGACGUUUGAUGUGCUAAAUUACGAUCCCAAAGGAAGGCAAUAA
This is a messenger RNA of Lucilia sericata (common green bottle fly), 534 nucleotides long. RefSeq lists its product as uncharacterized. Gene Ontology annotation, biological process: inner mitochondrial membrane organization; protein insertion into mitochondrial inner membrane from matrix. Gene Ontology annotation, cellular component: mitochondrial inner membrane. The record is from RefSeq and is a predicted model, not a curated record. Lineage: Eukaryota; Metazoa; Arthropoda; Insecta; Diptera; Calliphoridae. The coding region runs from base 1 to 534 and encodes 177 amino acids. The transcript is spliced from 3 exons. Gene Ontology annotation, molecular function: ribosome binding.